Molecule: messenger RNA, 3861 nt
Organism: Lipotes vexillifer (Yangtze River dolphin)
Lineage: Eukaryota; Metazoa; Chordata; Mammalia; Artiodactyla; Lipotidae
Gene: SGO2
Product: shugoshin 2
Exons: 10
Coding region: 73-3861 (1262 amino acids)
Biological process (GO): meiotic sister chromatid cohesion
Cellular component (GO): kinetochore; chromosome, centromeric region
Source: RefSeq, a predicted model, not a curated record
AAACCCAAGCCCUGGCCCCGAGCGCCGGGCUCCGGGAGCUGAGUGGUGGUCCCACCACGCUGAAAAAGCGUGAUGGAGUACCCAGUGAUGGAAACUGGUUCACUUUUUACCUCAGGAAUUAAAAGACAUGUGAAAGAGAAAAGAAUUUCAAAGGCUGCUAAGUUGAAUAUUUCUCUUGCUUCAAAAAUCAAAACAAAAAUAAUAAACAAUUCUUCUAUUUUCAAAAUUUCUUUAAAGCACAACAACAGGGCAUUAGCUCAGGCUCUUAGCAGAGAGAAAGAGAAUUCUCGAAGAAUUACAACUGAAAAGAUGCUAUUGCAAAAAGAAGUGGAGAAACUGAAUUUUGAGAACACAUUUCUUCGUCUAAAGCUAAAUAAUUUGAAUAAGAAGCUUAUAGAAAUAGAAGCACUCAUGAACAAUAACUUGAUAACUGCAAUUGAAAUGAGCACUCUUUCUGAGUUCCAUCAGAGUCCCUUUCUUCUGCCAAGUAGCAAGAAGAAACGGGUUAGUAAACAGUGCAAAUUGAUGCGUCUUCCAUUUGCAAGGGUUCCAUUAACUUCAGAUGAUGAUGAUGAAGAUAAAGAGAAAAUGCAGUAUGACAAUAUCAUGUCAAAGACAUCACCUGAUAACCCCUCUUUGGUAUCAACUCAGCAUAACUUGGAAUUGUUAUUUCUUAAAGAAAGUGAUCAGAAUGUUUAUGGUGUAAAUGAUUCCAAACACAUUUCUUCUAUUGUUGAUAUACUUCCGAAAGAAAGCCAUUCCCACUCAGACCAAAGUUCCAGGAGUUCUCUAAUGAGUGAGAUGAAAAAUGCCCAGUCGAUGAGCCACAGAAAGAAGUCAUCUCCUAGUAAUGUGACUAAGAGGAAAAAACGUGUAUCAUCUUGGGAAUCAAAUAAUCCUGCAGACACUCCCUGUGUAACAGAUUUGGAUCAACAACAGAUUUCAAGUCCAAUAUUAAAUUGGAAUAAUGAAAUAAAAGAUUGUACUAACAAAGCAAAUAUUAAAAUGCAAAGAAACAUAAUGUGCCUUCCUGCCUCAUCUGAGUCUGCAAGUGAACCUACUGCAGAGGGCGUGAAUCCAGUUCAGGGUAAUGAUGACUUUCAAUUGCAAAAAACUGUGUAUGAUGGUGACAUGGAUUUAACUGCUAGUGAAGUAAGCAAAAUUGUUACAGUUUCAACAGGCACUAAAAAUAAAAGAGAUAAUAAAAAACCAAAUGAUUGUGGAAUGAAAACUUUCAGAAAAGUGAAAGAUCCAAGCUCUGAAAAAAAGAGAGAAAGAUCAAAGAGACAAUUUAAAAAUAGUUCAGAUGUGAAUAUUGAGGACAAGAUCAAAAAUGGACCGGAAAGAAGAUCUGUUGUCCUGGAUGGCAAAGGGGAUUCAGAAGAACCAAAUUUUAUUUUCAGUACUGAACAGCUGACUCAGUUGAACAUGCUGAAGAAAAUAACCCUUCACAAUGGCUUUGAUCAGGAUGACAGACCAAGUACACAGUAUAACAAAAAGAGGAAAAUAAUUCAUGUAACAGAUGAUCAAGAGGAACCAUUCUCUUUCUCCCGAAGUUCAGAUAAAUUCCAGCAGGACAGUAAAUUUGAUGUGGGUCCUAGUUCUCUAGCUUAUAAGAAAAGUAAAACUUCUAGACAGACAUUUGUGAUUCAUACGUUAGAAAAAGAUAACUUAUUCCCAAACCAAAAGGUUAAAGAAACCACCUCUGAAAACCUAGGAGUCACAAGUGAAUUUCAAACAGCUUAUCUUUCCAACAAAGAUAAUGGAAAGUUAUGUGAUUAUGAGACCCAAAAUAUGUUAGAUUUGAAAAAGCAUGUCACUGAUAGGCAACCCACUCAGCAAAAUGAACCAAAAAUAAAUAAGAAGCUUAGGCAGAAAAUAAAUCGGAAGACAGAAAUAAUUUCUGAAAUGAACCAAAUACUUGGGGAUAAUGCCAAAGAUGUGCAAGGUCCAGAAAAAGGUAACUUUUCCUUCCAAACCCGAGAGGAUAAAGAAAUCAUCUCUGGAAACCUAGAAGUUUCAAAUGACUUUCAAAAAUCUGGUGUUUCCACUAGCAAUAAUGGAAACCUGUGUGAUUGUGAGACCCAGAAUGUAUUGGGUCUGCAAAAGCAGAUCACCGAUGUGUACCCUGUUCAGCAGAAUGAAUCAAAAAUUAAUAAGAAUCUUAGGCAGAAAGUAAAUCGGAAGACAGAAAUCAUUUCCGAAGUGAAUCUUUUAGAUAAUAACAAAAGUGGGUAUUGCCCAGAAAAGGGUAACUCUUUCUUCCUAACCCAGGAUAAAGAAAUUAUCUCUGAAAACCUAGAAGGCACAAGUGCGUUUCAAACACCUGCUCUUGCUUCCAAAGAUAGUAGAAACGUAUAUGAUUAUGACACUCAGAAUGUUUUGGGGGUGAAAAAGCAUGUUUAUGAUAUAAAACCUGCUUGUCAAAAUGAAUCAAAAAUAGAUAAGAAGCUUAGGCAAAAGGUAUGUCGGAAGACAGAAAUCAUUUCUGAAAUCAACCAAAUAUAUAAGAAUGAUGACAAAGGAAUGCGUGACCCAGAAAAAGGUACCUUCUUUUCCCUAACCCCAAAGGAUAAAGAAACCAUUUCUGAAAACGAAGUCACAAAUGAAUUUCAGACGAUUUAUCUUCCCACCAAAAAUAAUAGAAAUUUAUAUAAGACCCAGAAUAUGUUGGAUUUGAGAAAGCAUGUCACUGAUAAGGAACCCGCUCAGCAGAAUGAAUCAAAAAUAAAUAAGCUUAGGCAGAACGUAAAUCGAAAGACAGAAAUAAUUUCUGAAAUGUACCAGAUAUAUGAGGAUAAUGAUAAAGAUGUGCAUGGCCAAGAAAGCUAUACAAAAGAUCUUAAUUUUAAAAUAAAUAAAUCUAAACAAAGACUUGAAGGCCAAGGUAUUAGUGGAUACUGUAUGGAAAUCAACAGUAAUGAAAAAGAAAAUUGUGGUCAAAUUUCAAAUCCUUACAAACCAGUUAAAAAGCAUGGGAAAGAAUCAUCAGGCAAGGCAAAGAACAUUUUGGCAAAAGGUAACAACAAACCUAUUUUGCACUUAACAGGUUCUUCACAGACAUCUGUCUCCUUAGAACUCGGUUUAAAACACACUACUGAUGAGACAGAUUCUGACCCUGGAAACCAAAUGGAACUACAUAAGAAUCCAAAGCAAAGCACUACAACUCUGAAUAAAAAGAGAGAUAUCCCCUUCAUGGAAGUGACAAAGGAAGGAGAGUGCCAGGUCAAAAAAAUAAAUAAAAUGACAUCCAAAUCAAAGAAAAGGAAGACCUUCGUAGACCCUUCUCCAGAUAGUCAUGAACUAAUGGAGAUAAUAUCUGACACCGUUCAGGGAAUAUCAGUUGAAUCCGAAUAUGCUGUUAAGGAAAAAAAUUUGGAAAAUGAGGAAAUUGUCAAAAUUAAGCCAGACUUUCACACAAAAAUGUUGAAAUCUUUAUCUCAGAUAUGUUCACCUAACAGACAAGAUUCUUCCUUUAACAGUGUUCCUGAGGGUUCAAAACCUUUGAGUGUUUCUUCUAAUAAAAAUAUGAAAGAAAAUUUUGCUCUGGAGAGCUCACCCAUCUUUCAAAUAAGUGAUGAUGUGCAUGAGAUGAUGAAAAAGAUGAAUUUUAAAAUCAACCAAAGAACACAAAGAUCAGAAAUAGGUAUUAGAAUGCUACAGGACUUGACAAAUGCCAGUUUUGUUUCAAAUAACACUGCUAAAUCUGAAAACAAGUUAGAAGAUCUAUCUUCGGAGCUGUCAAGCCGAAGAAGAAGGUGUACUCCUCUCUCUUUAAAAGAGCCAAGUCUCAAAGGGGCUACACAAGACUGGUCCGAUAAUGUGGAAAAGCUGCGAAUUGGAGCCAGCUAUGGCUGCUGA